Molecule: messenger RNA, 1191 nt
Organism: Drosophila serrata
Lineage: Eukaryota; Metazoa; Arthropoda; Insecta; Diptera; Drosophilidae
Gene: mIF3
Product: mitochondrial translation initiation factor 3
Biological process (GO): ribosome disassembly; mitochondrial translational initiation
Cellular component (GO): mitochondrion
Molecular function (GO): translation initiation factor activity; ribosome binding
Source: RefSeq, a predicted model, not a curated record
AAAUUAAUUAUACUUUUGCUAAAAGUGUAAUUUUUAAUAAAAUGAAAAAGAAUUAACCAACUUUGCACAUUUUGGUAAAGCCUGACAACUCUGCGACUUGGAGAAACAACAAAUUUCGCAAGCACAAAGGAAUCGCAAAAACUGUUUAAAUCUAAUAAUUUUAACAAAAAUGCAACGAUUUCGGAUAAUGACGCGUGGCAUGCUGAGUCUGCAACAUGCCACGGCUAUUAUGACGCAGCAGCAACACCUCCGGAACCUGUCUAUUCACUGGCCCCUGGCCCUGCCCCAAAAUCAAAACCAAAAGCCGGCUGGCGGUGGGAAACCCGGAAUAAAUCAGAAACCACGCCCCUCCGCCUCAGCACAAAAGAUCACGCUCAUCCAGCAGAACCAGGCAAUGAGCAUCACUACCCUAGAGGAGGCCCAAAAGCUGGCCAAGCGAAGGGAGUUACACUUGAUGCGCUUAGGGGAAACAGAUGCCAAAACCGGGCGCUCCAUGUUCAAACUUGUCACCGCCUCUGAAAUGCUUACCGAUGACACGGAGAAGUCCAGCGAGAAGGGAAAGGAGAAGAAAUCUGAGAAAUCCCUAACAAUUGGAGCUCGUAUCACGGAACACGACCUGGCUUCUCGGCUUAAAAACAUUGUCAAGUGGCUGGGCAAGCGGCACGAAGUGCGCAUCCUUAUCCAGGGCAGUGCCAGCGGAUCGGAUGAGAGCGGCGUCGAGCGGAUAUUGAAGACCAUUGAGCAAACCAUCCGGGAGCCGCAAGUUGUGGGAAAGAUAGUCCAGAAGCGAUCCAAAGGAUCUUACGUUAAGUUCAGCAUCAUGCCAGUGUCACCACCGCAUGUGGCCACUUCCACGACCCAGCCGUUCCAGUCCUGACAACUACCGCCGCCAUUGCUUCGGAUAACCCAUUGCUCGGUAAUGGCAACGCCCGUGAUUAUCGCUUGUCGUCACUUCAACAGAUCAUCAAGGCAUGGCCACCAGUACGAGCGACGAACCAUCUGUGCGGCAUUUGUCGCUAUUGGUUCUCUAUUAGCCUUUAAAUACUUUUUCUGGUAUCAAUAUCGGAUCAAAAAGAAUGUUUGCCAGGACAGGAAGAGUAAAAAUGGCGACCCCGACUGCAGUUCCUGAAUACUUCCCAAACCUGUUUUAAAUUUUUUAAUUAAUAAAUUGAUCGAAAACUGCCAUCUUUA